This is a messenger RNA of Phyllostomus discolor (pale spear-nosed bat), 6897 nucleotides long. It is a transcript of the gene BCOR, whose product is annotated as BCL6 corepressor. Gene Ontology annotation, molecular function: protein binding; transcription corepressor activity. The transcript is spliced from 15 exons. Gene Ontology annotation, cellular component: nucleus. Gene Ontology annotation, biological process: negative regulation of transcription by RNA polymerase II. Bases 769 to 6045 code for a protein of 1758 amino acids. The record is from RefSeq and is a predicted model, not a curated record. Lineage: Eukaryota; Metazoa; Chordata; Mammalia; Chiroptera; Phyllostomidae.
CAGAGCUACGCUCCUCGCUGAACGCCUGCGGAGCUCGGCGGCUGCGGGGGAGACACGCCGGAGCCCAGACCGCGGUGGAGAGAGGGAGCGAAGCGGGCGGCGGAGGGGGAGCCCGCGAGCCGCCAGGCGGGGAGCCCAAGCCGCGCUGUCGCCGCGCAGGGACGACUUGGCCAACACACACAGGCACACACACACACACACACACACACACACACCCAGCCCGAGCGGGCGCUCGCGGCGAUCCGUCAACAUGGCGCUGGGGCUCCUGCCGGAGCGCGGGCGGCAGCGGCGGCGGCGCGGGAGCUGCUGAGCCCCGCCGAGCCCGGCCCAGCCGCGGGAGCCCGGAGGACCGCUCGGAGCAGUCGCCACCUGCCUGGAGGCUUUGAGCCCGCCCCGCCCCGCCCCCACCCAGUCCAGAGCCCACCCCACAGCGGGGCCGACCCCGAGGGCAGCCGACUGGCAGCAGACGGCGAGGGAGGCGAGCGAGCGCGGCGCCGCGAGCGGAUUGCGGGCAGCCGGGGACGGCAAACUUUGCUGCCCGCCGCGCUUCCCCGGCCCCGUUCCAUCUCCGAUCGCUACCCGUUGCCACCCCACUUUCCUCCCACCCCGCACACCUCUCCCCACCCACCCAGCCGCCCCUGGCUCCUUGCCGCCUCGACUCUGUUGGGGGGGCACUUCAAAGCUCCGGAUCGCAGGCUCCUUCCUUACUCCCCGGCUGGGGAUUUCAGACUAGACGCUUGAAGAAAAGCUGCCAUCCAAGAAGACGACAUGCUCUCAGCAACCCCCCUGUAUGGGAACGUUCACAGCUGGAUGAACAGUGAAAGGGUCCGCAUGUGUGGGAUCAACGAAGACAGGAAAAUUCCUGUAAAUGAUGGUGACGCUUCAAAGGCCAGACUGGAACUAAGAGAAGAAAAUCCCUUGAACCACAACGUGGUGGACGCGACUGCAGCCCAUCGGAUUGAUGGCCUGACAGCACUGAGCAUGGACCGCACUGGCCUCAUUCGGGAAGGGCUGCGUGUCCCAGGCAACAUUGUCUAUUCUAGUUUGUGUGGACUGGGCUCAGAGAAAGGUCGAGAGACUGCCACAAGCACUCUAGGUGGUCUUGGGUUUUCUUCUGAAAGAAACCCAGAGGUACAGUUCAAACCGAAUACACCUGAAACAGUGGAGGCCUCCGCUGUCCCUGGAAAACCCCCAAAUGGCUUCAGUGCUAUAUACAAAACACCACCUGGAAUACAAAAAAGUGCUGUACCCACAGCAGAAACAUUGGGCUUGGACAGGCCUGCCAGUGACAAACAGAGCCCUCUCAACAUCAAUGGUGCUAGUUACCUGCGGCUGCCCUGGGUUAAUCCUUACAUGGAGGGUGCCACGCCAGCCAUCUACCCUUUCCUUGAGUCGCCAAAUAAGUAUUCUCUGAACAUGUACAAGGCCUUGCUACCUCAGCAGUCCUACAGCCUGGCCCAGCCACUGUAUUCUCCAGUCUGCACCAAUGGGGAGCGCUUUCUCUACUUGCCACCACCUCACUACGUCAGUCCCCACAUCCCAUCAUCCCUGGCUUCACCCAUGAGGCUCUCAACGCCUUCGGCCUCCCCAGCCAUCCCACCUCUGGUCCACUGCACAGAUAAAAGCUUGCCCUGGAAGAUGGGCGUCAGUCCUGGGAACCCUGUCGAUUCCCACACCUAUCCCCACAUCCAGAACAGUAAACAGCCUAGAGUGCCCUCUACCAAGCCGGUCACUAGUAGCCUGCCAGGGGAUGCGGCUCUCCUCUUGCCCCCCUCACCUCGACCUUCACCUCGAGUUCACCUUCCCUCCCAACCCACUGCAGACACCUACUCUGAUUUCCACAAGCAUUAUGCCAGGAUCUCCACCUCACCUUCUGUCACCCUGUCAAAGCCAUACAUGACAGUCAGCAGUGAGUUCCCCGUGGCCAGGCUGUCCAACAGCAAGUACCCUAAGACUCCAGAAGGGGCCGAAAGUGCCCAGUCAGUUCCUGGGCACACUCGGAAAACAGUGGCUCAGGACAGGAAAGAUGGCGGCUCACCUCCUCUCUUGGAGAAGCAGACAAUUACCAAAGACGUCACUGAUAAGCCACUGGACUUGUCUUCUAAAGUGGUGGAUGUAGAUGCUUCCAAAGCUGAGCACGUGAAAAAGAUGGCUCCCACGGUCCUAGUUCACAGCAGAGCUGGAAGCGGCUUAGUGCUCUCUGGAAGUGAGAUUCCAAAAGAAACCUUAUCUCCUCCAGGAAACGGCUGUGCUAUCUAUAGAUCUGAAAUCAUUAGCACAGCUCCCUCGUCCUGGGUGGUGCCCGGGCCAAGUCCCAGUGAAGAGAACAAUGGCAAGGGCAUGCCACUGAAAAACAAGGCUUUGGACUGGGCAAUACCACAGCAGCGGAGUUCUUCAUGUCCUCGCAUGGGCGGCACAGAUGCUGUGGUCACUAAUGUUUCAGGGGCAGUGUCCAGUGCAGGCCGUCCAGCCUCUGCGUCACCAGCCCCAAAUGCCAGUGCAGAUGGCAGCAAGACUAGCAGGAGCUCUGUGGACACCACACCAUCCGUCAUUCAGCAUGUGGGCCAGCCUCCGACCACGCCUGCCAAACACAGUGGUGGCACCAGCAGCAAGAGCGCCAAAGCCAGCAACCCAGAACCGAGCUUCAAAGCAAGCGAGAAUGGCCUCCCGCCAAGCUCAAUAUUUCUCUCUCCAAAUGAGGCAUUCAGGUCCCCACCAAUUCCCUACCCCAGGAGUUACCUCCCUUACCCAGCACCUGAGGGCAUUGCUAUAAGUCCCCUCUCCUUACAUGGCAAGGGGCCUGUCUACCCUCAUCCAGUUCUGUUACCCAAUGGCAGUCUCUUUCCUGGGCACCUGGCCCCCAAACCUGGACUGCCCUAUGGGCUGCCUAGUGGCCGGCCGGAGUUUGUGACCUACCAAGAUGCGCUGGGAUUGGGCAUGGUGCAUCCCAUGUUGAUACCUCACGCACCCAUAGAGAUCACAAAAGAGGAGAAGCCAGAGAAGAGGUCCAGGUCCCACGAGAGAACCCGCUAUGAGGAUUCAACCCUCCGGAACCGCUUUUCUGAGAUGUUGGAAGCUAGCAACACCAAGUUACAUCCAGAUGUUCCCACUGACAAGAACCUAAAGCCCAGCCCCAGCUGGAAUCAAGGGAAAACUGUCACCAAAAGUGACAAGCUUGUCUAUGUAGACCUUCUCCGGGAGGAGUCAGAUACUAAAACUGACACAAACAUGCCAAAACCCAGUUUCACAGCCGAGGGUGUUGGCCAGACCACCGAGCCCAGCAAGGCCCCGACUGACCAGGCCCUGCAGCCACACCGUGAUUUCAUUGCCCUGAGAGAGGAGUUGGGGCGAAUCAGUGACUUCCACGAAGCCUAUAAUUUCAAACAGGCUCCGGGCCAGUCAGUCUUCAGUUUAAGCAAGGAGAACAUUCCAGCAGGAACCAACAAAGAGAACCUGGGAAUGCAGGUCUCCACUCCAUUCCUGGAGCCAACACUAGGGAAUGAUGGCCCUGCUGUAACUUUUGGUAAAACCCAAGAGGAUCCCAAACCAUUUUGUAUGAGCGGUGCCCCACCAAGUGUGGAUGUCACCCCCACCUAUACCAAAGAUGGAGCUGAUGAAACAGAAUCAAAUGAUGGCAAAGUGUUGAAACCGAAGCCAUCUAAGCUGGCAAAGAGAAUCGCCAACUCUGCUGGUUACGUGGGUGACAGAUUCAAGUGUGUCACUACUGAACUGUACGCAGACUCCAGUCAGCUCAGCCGGGAGCAGCGGGCAUUGCAGAUGGAAGGAUUACAAGAGGACAGUAUUUUAUGUCUACCCGCUGCUUACUGUGAGCGUGCAAUGAUGCGCUUCUCAGAGUUGGAGAUGAAAGAGAGAGAAGGUGGCCACCCAGCAACCAAAGACUCCGAGGUGUGCAAAUUCAGCCCUGCCGAGUGGGAAACCUUGAAAGGGAAUCAGGACAAAAAGCCAAAGUCGGUCGCCCUGGAGGAGGCCAUUGCCGACCAGAAUGACAGUGAGAGAUGUGAAUAUAGUGCUGGAAACAAACAUGACCCCUUUGAACCCCCGGAGGACAAAGACCUGCCUGUGGAGAAGUACUUUGUGGACAGGCAGCCUGUAAGCGAGCCACCCACAGAGCAGACAGCUACAGAUAUACCAAGCAGCCCCACCCUCCAGCUGGACAGAAAACGCAAAGUCUCAGGUGACAGUACCCACACUGAGACCACUGUAGAAGAGCUGCCAGAGGACCCUCUGCUGAAAGCCAAGCGGAGACGGGUCUCCAAAGAUGACUGGCCUGAGAGGGAAAUGACAAACAAUUCCUCUAACCACUUAGAAGACCCACAUUAUAAUGAGCUGACCAACCUGAAGGUGUGCAUUGAAUUAACAGGGCUCCAUCCUAAAAAACAACGCCACUUGCUGCACCUUAGAGAACGGUGGGAGCAGCAGGUGUCGGCAGCAGAGAGCAAACCUGGCCGGCAGGGCAGGAAGGAAGUGACCCAGGCCACUCAGCCUGAGGCCACUGCCCAAGGCAAUAACAUCUCUGAAGACAAACCUGGCAGGAAAAGGGCAGAGGCCAAAAGCAACAGAGGCUGGUCUGAAGAGUCCCUCAAGUCCAGUGAUAAUGAACAAGGUUUGCCUGUGUUCUCGGGCUCUCCGCCCAUGAAGAGCCUUUCAUCCACCAAUGCAAGCGGCAAAAAGCAGACUCAGCCAAGCUGCACGCCAGCCUCGAGGCCGCCUGCCAAACAUCAGAAAAUUAAAGAAAGCCAGAAGACAGAUGUGCUGUGCACAGACGAAGAAGAGGAUUGCCAGGCUGCCUCCCUGCUGCAGAAAUACACCGACAACAGUGAGAAACCAUCCGGGAAGAGACUGUGUAAAACCAAGCAUUUGAUCCCCCAGGAGCCCAGGCGGGGCUUGUCGCUAACUGGGGACUACUAUGUGGAGAAUGCUGAUGGCAAGGUGACUGUCAGGAGAUUCCGAAAGCGGCCUGAGCCCAGUUCCGACUACGAUCUGUCACCAGCUAAGCAGGACCAGAAGCCCUUUGACCGUUUGCAACAAUUGCUACCAGCUUCCCAGUCCUCACAGCUGCCGCGCUCAAGCUCCCCUCCAGAGACCACCCAGUCGCGCCCAAUGCCCCCUGAGGCACGGAGACUUAUUGUCAAUAAGAACGCUGGCGAAACCCUUCUACAGCGUGCCGCCCGGCUUGGCUAUGAGGAGGUGGUGUUAUACUGCCUGGAGAAUAAGAUUUGUGAUGUGAACCAUCGAGACAAUGCUGGAUACUGUGCCCUGCAUGAAGCUUGUGCUAGGGGGUGGCUGAACAUUGUGCGACACCUUCUUGAAUAUGGUGCUGAUGUCAACUGCAGUGCCCAGGAUGGAACCAGGCCUCUCCACGAUGCUGUUGAGAAUGAUCAUUUGGAAAUUGUCCGCUUGCUCCUCUCCUAUGGUGCUGACCCUACUUUAGCUACGUACUCAGGUAGAACCAUUAUGAAAAUGACACACAGCGAACUUAUGGAAAAGUUUUUAACAGACUAUUUAAAAGACCUGCAGGGUCGUGGUGACGAGGACACCAACAGCUUUUGGGAGUUUUAUGGCAGCUCUGUGUGUGAGCCAGAUGAUGAAAGUGGAUAUGAUGUUUUAGCAAACCCACCAGGGCCGGAGGACCAGAACGAUGAUGAUGAGGCCUACAGUGAUGUGUUUGAAUUUGAGUUUUCAGAAAGCCCCCUCUUACCAUGUUACAACAUCCAAGUUUCUGUCUCUCAGGGGCCUCGAAACUGGCUGUUGCUUUCGGAUGUGCUUAAGAAAUUGAAAAUGUCCUCCCGUAUAUUUCGCUGCAAUUUCCCAAAUGUGGAAAUUGUCACCAUUGCAGAGGCAGAGUUUUACCGGCAAGUUGCAGCAAGUCUUUUGUUCUCUUGUUCCAAAGACCUGGAAGCCUUUAACCCUGAAAGCAAGGAGCUCUUGGAUCUGGUUGAGUUCACUAGUGAGCUUCAGACUCUGUUGGGCUCAACUGUGCAGUGGCUACACCCCAGCGACAUGGUCUCAGAUGACUACUGGUGAGCUCACCAGACCUGCCAUGUACAGUGUGUUAUAGUGUUAAUCCUUGUGCAUAUGUGUCAUAAUACGACUAUUUCUGUAAAGAAAGGACACUAUUACAUAUGAAAAUAUCUCUUCUUUAUAUAAGAGAAAUGACUCUAGUCGGAAGGACUUAGAAACAUGUUUUUUUUUUCUUUUUAAACUUUUAAGUCAGUUUUUAUGGAAGUUGUUAAAAUGUUUCUUUACUUUUCAAUGCACACAUGCUUUGGGAUAUGUUUGUUUUUACUUGGAACAUUUGUUUCUUUUCUUUUUUAAGGAAAAAAAAAUGAGGAAAGGGAGCGCAACACUUUCACUUAAUUUCAUACAAAGCUCCGAUGACAGGCGGUGUUCAGAACCGUGUGGUUGGUUUGGGGGAAUAAAUUCAGUGAGGGCACUUGGUGAUGUUGUAACUUUAUGUUUUGUUUACAGAGUACCUGCUCGGGUCAGGUAAAUGCUAUUGGAUGUAAUCCAGUAGCGUGUAAUAUAAAUUCAAACCAUAUCCACACACAACAACUAAUUGUAUGAAACUUUUAUAUCCUAAUUUAAAAGCUGUGAAAUUAGUUUUCACGCGUCAAACCGGAUUGUUUAUAUGUUUAAACAUUUUAUGCUCUUAUUUAAAGAAGACUUUGAGCUAUUUUUUUCUGUACCCUGUAAAAUAUUGAAAACUAACAUAAUAUGUUGAGGUUGCUUGAAAAUGUACAUAAAACUAAAAUUUUCAGAAUUGUGUGUUUAUGUUUGAAAUCUGUGUUUUAACUUUGUAAGUAAAUUCUCUGCCUUUGUAUUUAUAUUUUACAAAAAUUUUCUUAAAAGGCAAUAAACCUGUUGAGAAAAGGAGAA